Molecule: messenger RNA, 1564 nt
Organism: Harpegnathos saltator (Jerdon's jumping ant)
Lineage: Eukaryota; Metazoa; Arthropoda; Insecta; Hymenoptera; Formicidae
Product: methyltransferase-like protein 6
Exons: 10
Coding region: 302-1129 (275 amino acids)
Source: RefSeq, a predicted model, not a curated record
CGCAACACUUUUUAUUUUUAUGGACUUUCAGGCGAGGAUCCUAAGAUAUACUAUACAGAUGCAUACAACGCGCACAAUACUGCGCAGGGUCUUGUACUGCCAUGUAUUGUGCUGGCUGCGAGCUGCGAGAUGCCUCAUUUUCCACUGGGAUCUCGACGAGUGAAUACGGAGCUGCUAUUGACAAAGUAAGAUAUUUUUUAUAUCUGAAGAAACGCUUUAAAAAUUACGUGUUCAAGUAUGGAUCAGCGCUUAUAUAUUCUGUGAUUUUAAUCGUUUCGCAAUAUAUAAUUGAGAAAAAAGAAUGCGUGAAGCAAUGGAAAACGGUAUAUUGAACGUGGGACACGUGGCCAAGCGCCUUACAGCAGAGGAGAUCGAUAAAAUGGAGGCACAAAAUUCCCGCUUAGUAUCCGCAUUUCGUGCGAAUCAACUCGAAAAAGACGCAAAGAAGCACUGGGAUUUAUUUUAUAAGCGAAACGAUACUAGAUUUUUCAAAGACAGACACUGGACCAUGCGGGAAUUUGAAGAGUUGCUCGGUGGCUUGGGUAGCAUGGAGAGCCAAAAUGUCCUCCUCGAAGUCGGCUGCGGCGUUGGAAAUCUUGUGUAUCCCUUAAUAGAAGAUGGGGCGAAAUAUUCAAAAAUAUUCGCAUGCGACAUAUCAUCAAAGGCGAUAGAAUUACUCAAGAGCCACACGUUGUUCGAUGCAGAAACAAUAGAAGCCUUCCAAACUGAUGUUACAUCAGAAACUUGUUUUUCCAAGAUUGAUUGUUCAAUUAAUAUUGCCACUCUUAUUUUUGUGUUAUCAGCUAUUCAUCCCAAUAAAUUUUGCAAAGUUGCUGAAAAUAUACACAGUGUUCUUGGUAGUGGAGGAAUAUUGCUAUUUCGAGAUUAUGGAUUAUAUGAUAUGGCUCAAUUACGUUUCAAACCUGGACAUAAGAUUAGUGAAAACUUUUAUAUGAGACAAGAUGGAACUAGAAGUUAUUAUUUCUCGGUAGAGGAGGUAACAAAUAUAUUUGAGUCUGUUGGUUUUCAAAUACUGGAUUGUAGUUACAUACAGAGACGUACAGUGAAUUUAAAGGAAAACAUUGAUGUGCCGAGGAUUUUUGUGCAAGCGAAAUUCAAGAAAUCUUGAUAAUAUAACAUGGAGAAAAUUGAACCACGUCCAGCCGAAUAAAGCUGCUGCUGUAAUUUAUAUUUGGCAGUGCAAUAUGUAACACCAAAGAUGAUGUUAACAACAUCAUAUAUUUCAACUUGAUAAUACUGUGGAUGAGUAAUAUGUGACUGAGCUAUAAUAAAUUUUUAAACCAGGCAGAUAUAACAAAAUAUUUGUUUUUUAGUCACGUGAACACGUCAAAUUGAAUCCGUUCUAAGUUAACAAUCGUUGCUCAAAAUGGUAUGAGCGGUAACGUCAACGGCGCACAAGUGCAAGACGAAAUAUACACAAUUUGUUGAAGUACAAUGAAGUACAACGUAGCAUGGACAUCGUGGAGGCAGCCGAAUUUAUUAAUUAAAAUAUUAAAGUAUCUUUGUCUUAAUUUUAUGAAUUAUAUGCUCAUUAUUACAUAUA